Messenger RNA from Perca flavescens (yellow perch), 6428 nucleotides. RefSeq names its product plexin-B2. Gene Ontology annotation, biological process: regulation of cell shape; regulation of GTPase activity; negative regulation of cell adhesion. Lineage: Eukaryota; Metazoa; Chordata; Actinopteri; Perciformes; Percidae. The transcript has 43 exons. The record is from RefSeq and is a predicted model, not a curated record. Gene Ontology annotation, cellular component: semaphorin receptor complex; plasma membrane. Bases 651 to 6245 code for a protein of 1864 amino acids. Gene Ontology annotation, molecular function: protein binding; semaphorin receptor activity.
AAAUCCUCAUCCCGAUCCUGAUUUGUAGCGUCUCGCGCCGUUUGCAGCGGAGCUCCAGAGCUGCUGCAGAUCUGCAGAUCUGGCUGGAUGUGUGCGUCACGCUGGAUACGGAAAACAGAAAGCAAGACUCCUGCCGGUAAAAAACUGGACGUGUGUCUGUACGCGCGCGCGCGCGCACGUGUGUGUUUAGUCAUGAAUUGGGCUACACCUGAGCCCGGCAUGUAGUUAACCGGUUUCCUGGGCGUGGGAAGGACGAAGGAAGCAGCUCGUCUACUUGUUCGUCUCGUGGGAAUACUGUUUGAACUAAAAACUUCAGCAGUGACCUCAGCAGCUGCGCAGACGUUUUUCAUUUUUUGCUCCAUGUUUGUCUCGUUUUUAGACUAGUUUCCUCACACCAGGAUGUAAAUUUGGGAACUUUUUCUUUUCGAAGGACCGUUGACGCAGAGGACGAAUUUUAUGUUUUCUAACUUUUGAUACCUUUUUUUGGGGGAAUACACAGACGGAAAACACGGCUGUACAGUAAGCGACAAAUCAGCCGCACAUCCAAAGGAGCGGAGACGGAGGUGGUUCAACGGGCCUGAACGGAGAACAGGAGAGUUUGGUGGUUGAUGUCAUCAGUGAUCCACAGGCCUGAACGCUGAACAGACGUGAUGGAGCGGUGGUGGGCGUGGCAGCGUGCCCUGGUCGUCCUGGCAACCCUUUGCGCGUGGACCACGGGAGUGGCUGAGGUGGUGUUCCCGUCCGACUCCGUGAUCAACAACGUGGUGAGCGACCCGCGCUCGGGCCGGCUGUACGUCGGCGCCGUCAACGCGCUCUACCAGCUGAGCGCCGACCUGAAGCUGGAGUCCCGCACCGAGACGGGCCCCGUGCGGGACAACCGCCUGUGCACGCCGCCUGUCACAGACGCCUGCGAGGAAGCCGGGGACACGGACAACCACAACAAGCUGCUGCUGGUGCAGGAGGCCAAGGACGUGCUGGUGGUGUGCGGCAGCGUGUUCCGCGGCAUCUGCUCGCUGCGGAACCUGAGCAGCGUGGAGCAGCUGCUCUACUUCAGCGACACCAAGGGGGAGAAGUCGUACGUGGCGAGCGUCGAGGAGAGCGUCUCCGUGGUGGGGGUGAUGUCAUACUUCACCAAGGACAGAGACAACUUCACUGUCUUCCUGGUCGGUAAGGGGUACGGCAGCCAUGACAGCACCAAGCUGAUCUCCACCCGCAUCCUCAAGGACUACGGCGAUUGGGUGGUUUUUGACAGCAUCAUCGAGGCCUCGGCGGUGCAGGCCAACCCCUUCGUCCUGCGCUACCUCCACGACUUCCGCUUCGCCUUCAAGGACGGCGGCUUUGUGUACUUCCUGUUCUCACGCACGCUGGGCGUCCAGGACAACAAGAACUUCACCUUCAUCUCCAGGAUGUGCGAGGACGACCAGGGUUACUACUCCUACACCGAGCUGCAGCUCAACUGCAGCGUCAACAACAAGUACAACAAAGUGCAGGCUGCCUAUGUAGCAACACCAGGUGAAGUUUUGGCUCAGAAUAUAACCCAAUCAGGCGAGCACGGACCAGUUUCAGCCUCUGACAAGGUGCUGUUUGUCGCCUUCACUUCUGAUGAAGACCCAUCUACUUCAGCCUUGUGCAUGUACCCUCUUCACUCCAUUAAUAGGAGGCUGGUGGAGAUAAUAGGAGCUUGUUACAGCAACAGUGGCAUCAUUAACGGGAAGGCCGCCGUCUACUCGCCUUACUCCUCCAAGUCUGAAGAGCUGUGCAGCAGCAACAAUCAGAAGGACAUGGCCCUCAGAUACAAGUGUGGAGCUGAGUUCCUGCCCUCCCCAUUGGCCAGCAAGGCCGAGUUGGCCUUAACGUCUGAGCCCUUAUUCCAUCGUAAGUGUCACAUAACGGCCGUGGCUGUGGCUGUGGAAAUGGAGCACGCUGUGGCGUUCCUGGGCACCGCCACCGGAGAGGUGCUGAAGGUGCAUCUGUCGGCCCACCCGGACGUGUACGGGCGGGAGCCGGCUGAAGUCACGGGAGACAAGGUCAACAAGAACCUGCUGUUCGAUCCCAGGCUCCAACACCUGUACAUCACCACCGAGACAAAGAUCACCAAGGUUCCAGUCCAGGCCUGCCACCUGAAGACAGACUGCCACUCCUGCGUCUCCAUGAAGGAUCCGUACUGUGGCUGGUGUGUCCUGGAGGGAAAGUGCACCAGGAAGAAGGAGUGCAGCAGGUGGACGGAGGAGAACACCUGGCUGUGGUCGCCCGGUCAGAAGUGUGUCCAGAUCCAGGCCUUCGACCCCCCCAACAUCAGCUGCAAGAAGACCCGGCAGGUUGACAUAACAAUUCCCUCCCUGCCCAUCCUGAGGAGUUCUGAUCAGCUGCAGUGUGUGUUCGGCACUUUCACCAGCAAAGCCGUGCCGGUCCUCGUCGACGGCCAGAUGCAGGUCAGCUGUUCGCUGCCCGAGCCCGUGGGAAUCCCACCCACUCCCCAGCAGCAGGACUACGUGUCGGUCCCAGUCAAAGUUCUGGUGAACAACAACAUCGAGGUGACGUCUGGAGAAUACGAGUUCUACAACUGUGCUGCCACAGUCAGGAAGAACCCAAACACACCGUGUAUAGCGUGUGUGAACAGUACAUGGGGCUGUCAGUGGAACGCUGAGGAUCACAUCUGCAGUGACGACAAUGAUAAUGUAGCUGGGGAACACAUCGUUAAACCAAAACAGAGUGACAGCUGUCCUCAGUUUGAGUCUCCGGAGCCACAGUUGAUCCCCGUGGGCUUUCCGAUCCCCAUCAGCUUUCAGGGGAGGAACCUGGGCCACAUGGGACAGAGCUUUUCCAUCGGGACCGAGCUGAUGAAGGACACGGAGGCGCCGGUCACCAAGGAGGAGGGGUCAAAGUUCAAAUUCCCCGGUUACGAGUUUGCCUAUGACAAGCAGCAGGAGGUGAGCGUAUCGUUCCAUAUUAAAGACAAAGUCACUGAGAGGAAGAUUGACAGCACCCUGACAGUCGUGCUGUAUAACUGCUCCGUGGGACGGGAGGACUGCAGUCUGUGUAAACACGCAGAAGCCAAGUACCAGUGUGCCUGGUGUGCAGCCACACGCACAUGUGUUUACCGGGAUCUCUGCCCGUCAUCACAGCCACAGCCACAGUGCCCCAACCCGGAGAUCACAGACAUCAUCCCUCGCUUCGGCCCUCUGAACGGUCGGAUAUCCGUGACCAUCAAAGGCUCCAACAUGGGAAUAAAGAGGGAAGACAUCAAGAGGAUCACAGUGGCCGGGGUGAACUGUGUUCACCAGGGGGACAGAUACUCCGUCUCUACCAGUGUGGUGUGUGAGAUCGGCCCAGCCAAGAGAAUUCCACCGUCCGACAUCCCUCCCGAAAUCUCCAACAGAGGAGCAGUGGAGAUAGAAGUAGAGGGAGGAAGAACAGGGAGGUCUAAGGUCGAAUUCACCUAUCGGGACCCCAAACCCGUCUCUGUCCACCCAGCGAAGGGUCCAGCAGCCGGGGGAACCGUGAUCACCAUCGAGGGAGAGGACCUGAACACGGCAACUAAAGAGGACGUGUCCGUCAGUGUCGGGGGGGUUCCCUGUGAAGUCCUGAAGUUUGACUCCGAGAUCACCUGUAAGACCGGGAAGUACCGCACGCCCUCGGACCCGUUAACGGUGACGGUGAAAUACGGUAAAAACACCACCAAAGACAUCCCAGCAGCGUUCCAGUACUCUGAAAACCCCAAGAUCACAGAUUAUACCCCCAAGGGCAGCUUCUUUUGCGGUGGUCGAAGGAUUGUGGUGAUGGGAAGCGGUUUUGAUCUGAUCCAGAGAACCACGAUGAAAGUCCUCCCCUCGCCCAACGAGUUUUCACAGAACACCACACCUGUGGAGUUCGUGGAGGAGGCUCUGAGUAAGAACGACAGCGUCCUGGAGUUCCACUCGCCGGCGGUGAACUGCUGCGUGGACGGCCAGUCCCUCCGGACCAUCGUCCAGCUGGACGAUGUGAAGGAGGAGCUGAAGAACUUCGACUACCACCCCAACCCUUCCUUCAAACCGCUGGCCAAGAACGUCAUCACCGAGACCAGCAUCAUCAUCGUCACUGGUCAAGGUUUCUCCAAGGCGAUGACAGCCAAAGAGGCCCAGGCGUUUGUUGGAGACGCCUCCUGUCACGUUAACAUCCUGCAGGAUGAGAAGUUGAUCCUGGAGGCUCCUUCCACGCAGCCUAGAUCCAGAUCCAAACGCCAACGCAGAGACACGACCAACGACCUGCUGGAGCUCGUGGUAAAGUUUGGUCAUGGCGAGUGGAUGGUGGGUUCAGUCUACUACGCCAGAAAAGACGACAUCCCUCUGGCUAUAAUCAUCCCCGCCGUCAUCUUACCCAUGCUGCUCUUCAUCGCCGUGUCCGUGUACUGCUACAGGAGGAAGAGUCAGCAGGCCGAACGAGAAUACGAGAAGGUGAAACACCAGCUGGAUAAUCUGGAGGAGAGUGUCCGAGAUCGCUGCAAGAAAGAGUUCACAGAUCUGAUGAUUGAAAUGGAGGACCACACCAGUGACCUGAGCGAAGCCCGCAUCCCCUUCCUGGACUACAAAGUCUACACCGACCGAAACUUCUUCCUGCCGUCCAAGGACGGCGCCAACGACACCAUGAUCACGGGGAAAAUCCAAAUCCCAGAAGCCCGCAAGGCCAUCGUGGCUCAGGCGCUCAACCAGUUCUCCAACCUGCUGAACAGUAAAACCUUUCUCAUCAAUUUCAUCCACACGUUGGAGAGUCGCCCGGACUUCAACGCACGCUCUCGGGGUUAUUUUGCCUCCCUGCUGACGGUGGCGCUGCACGGCAAACUGGAGUAUUACACGGACAUCAUGAGGACGCUGCUGCUGGAGCUGAUGGACGAACACGUGCAGAACAAAAACCCCAAACUCAUGCUCCGGAGGUCAGAGACGGUGGUGGAGAGGAUGCUCUGUAAUUGGAUGUCCAUCUGUAUCUAUCAGUUCCUCAGGGACACGGCAGGGGAGCCUUUAUACAAACUGUUCAAGGCCCUGAAGCACCAGGUGGAGAAAGGGCCGGUGGACGCCAAGAUGAAGAAAGCCAAAUACACCCUGAACGACACGGGACUGCUGGGGGACGACGUGGAGUACUCCGUACUGACUCUGCAGGUGCUGGUGCACGGAGAGGGACCAGACGUGACUCCAGUGAAGGUGUUGAACUGUGACACCAUCUCCCAGGUGAAAGAGAAGAUCAUCGAUCAGGUGUACAGGAAUCUGCCGUACUCGCAGAGACCAGAGGUGGAGAGUGUUGCCCUGGAGUGGCGUCCUGGCUCCACGGGUCAGAUCUUGUCCGACCUGGACCUCACGUCCCAGAGAGAGGGACGCUGGAAGAGACUCAACACCCUGGCUCACUACAACGUUCGAGAUAACGCAACGUUGGUUCUGUCCAGAGUUUUGCACACACAGUCUUUCCACCAGCAUCAAGACAGCUACGAAGAGAAAAACGCCCUGCUGGAGGACGACAACACCUUCCACCUGGUGAGACCGGCAGAUGAAAUCGAUGAAGGGAAGUCAAAGAGAGGCAGCAUGAAGGACAAGUCCAUGACCAAGGCCAUCACUGAGAUCUACCUGACUCGGCUGCUGUCUGUCAAGGGCACUUUGCAGCAGUUUGUGGACGAUUUCUUCCGCAGCGUUUUGUGCGCGAGCACCGCCGUCCCUCCUGCCGUCAAAUACUUCUUUGACUUCCUGGACGAACAGGCGCUGAGACACGACAACGUGGACGAGGAGACGCUGCACAUCUGGAAGACGAACAGCUUGCCUAUGCGGUUUUGGGUAAACAUCCUGAGGAACCCCGACUUCAUCUUCGACGUGCACGUGACGGAGGUGGUGGACGCGUCGCUGCACGUCAUCGCCCAGACCUUCAUGGACGCCUGCACCAAGACGGAGCACAAACUCAGCCGAGAGUCUCCCAGCAACAAGCUGCUCUAUGCAAAAGAGAUUUCCACGUACAAGAAGAUGGUGGACGAUUACUACAAGGGCAUCAGACAGAUGGUUCCGGUCAGUGACCAGGACAUGAACACACACCUUGCUGAGGUUUCCAGGCAGCACACAGACAAGCUGAACACCCAGUUGGCCUUACAUCAGCUGUACCAGUACGCCAGCAAGUACUAUGAUGUGAUCAUCCAAUCUCUGGACGAGGACCCAGCGGCCCAGAAUAAACAGCUGACCCUCCGCCUGCAACAGAUCGCCGCCGCCCUGGAGAACAAGGUCACUGACCUCUGACCUCCCGGAAGGGUCAGGGGCCGGAGCUAACAGCUAUUAAAACACAGGAUGUUUUCCAUUUAAGGACUCAAAAGAGGAUGAGCUCGCGGACUCUACCGAUUGUUUGACCGUGUAAGGACCAAAGUGGGAGGGGCUACUGGAGCAACAGGAAGCUGUUGACCAUAUAAGGACUGAAGGUGUGUG